AUGCGCGUCUUGACGGCGUCAAAGGGGUUCGACACGACGGAGCAGGCCACAGCAGCCAGGACGCCCGAGGAAAAGUUGACAGUGGCAGCUCGUGACACGCCCAUCCUCUUAUUUUCGGAGGUCUCUGGCGCUGAGCUGCUGCCGAUGACGACGCCUAAGCGCCAGCCCCGCGUAGGGGGCAUCGCGGAGCGCGGUGGCCCCGAAACCGGCGAAGAAGCCGCGGGGACCCUCGCUGCGUAA
Molecule: messenger RNA, 240 nt
Organism: Pyricularia pennisetigena
Lineage: Eukaryota; Fungi; Ascomycota; Sordariomycetes; Magnaporthales; Pyriculariaceae
Exons: 2
Coding region: 1-240 (79 amino acids)
Source: RefSeq, a predicted model, not a curated record